AUGCGCGCAGUCUUUCGGAGGGCCGAUGGCGUGAAAUGCCCACUGCCGCCGUGCCCGUGUAGCGCCGGAGAGAGACUCGCACGACCCGGUGCCGUUCAACGCCCGCCCGCCCGCCCGCAGAGCCGCACGGUGAGGUCCGACCCGAGGAGGCCGAUGUCUGUGGCCAAAGCCAAACACACGGUCCCCAACCCGGUGAUCCCGUACACGGGGCCCAUACCCGGAGGCCUGCACCCCGGGGAGAUCAUCAUCAUCCAGGGCACCGUGCCCCCGGACGCUGACAGGUUCCAGGUCGACCUGUCCAGCGGCUGCAGCACCAAGCCGCGCUCCGACGUCGCCCUGCGCUUCAGCCCCCGCUUCGAGGGCUCCCCCCGCGUGGUGUGUAACUCCCUGCUGCGGGAGAGCUGGGGCGAGGAGCAGACGCUGCACCAGCUGCCCUACAAACGCGGGGCGCCAUUCGAGACCAUCAUCCUGGUGCACCAGGACGUCUUCAAGGUGGCAGUGAACGGAACUCACCUGCUGGAAUACAAGCACAAGAUGCCGCUGGGCCGGGUGGACACCUUCUCUAUUUCUGGGAAAGUCAGGGUGCACGCUAUUGGCUACAUCCCAAACUCGGCAAUAUAUUCAGAAUCAGGUGACUUGAGCCUCCCGUACAAAGGCAGCGUCCUCAAAGGACUGAGCCCCGGGCAGCACAUCACGAUCAAAGGACAGGUCAGCAUGUACCCCCACAGUUUUACCGUGAACCUCCGCAGCAGCAGGACGGAGAACAUCGCGCUGCACCUGAACCCGCGCAUGAAGUCGGGCGCGUUCGUCAGGAACUCGUACCUGAGUGAGUCCUGGGGGCAGGAGGAGCGCGAGCUGCCCUUCUUCCCCUUCUCGCCGGGGGAGUACUUUGAGGUUCUCAUCCUGUGUCAGCCUCACCAGUUCAAGCUGGCGGUGAACGGCUCGCACUUGUUCGAGUUCCGGCACCGGGCGCAGGACCUGAGCGCCAUCGACCAGCUGGAGAUCAUGGGCGACCUGGAGCUCGACGACGUGAAGCUGUGGUGACCUGGGGGGGGGGGGGGGGGCGGGGCGGGGGUGCGACUCUCGGGACGGCCAGGGGUGGGUUUUCUGGUCAGCGAUGGCUAGAUUAGCGUAGUCACAAUGACCCCCCCGCCGCCUCCCCAAAUGGAUGCAUGUCGUUGCGCUGACCUGGGGUCAGGUCAGCAUUUUGGUGACCGACGACCACGAACAGGCCGUCGCAUGGCGCGUUGCGGCCCAUGUGUCCGCCCCGCCAGACCAACCUCUGUGCUCCGAUGCGCCCCUGAUGACCUGUAGAGUAAAACGUGGCCAAUGCCGGCUCGGGUUAAAGGCCGGGACAGACCGCCGGUAUAAUUGGAGGCUCCAUGCUUUUUUGGAGAAAGCGCGAUGUAGAGUUACUUACUGUAUAGAUGAUUUCAAAAAGCUUGUAAAAAUGUCUCAUUACAUUCUGUAUUUUUCAAUCUGCUUUAAAAAGGUCUGAAUCCUCGGGAUUCUUCAGCGUGGGAAAGCCUCCUGUGCAACUUGACAUUUACAUUUAUUUAACAUAUAAUGGUGCAGCUGAACUCAAGCACAGUGUAGUACAGGGUCAGUUUAAAGCAUAAUUAUUUCAAUAACCUAGUGAAUGACAUGUUGCAAGCUGUAGAAUAUAGUACAAUCCUGCAUCGGCAAAAUAUCUUGUAUCAAGGAAAAGAAAAUCUGUGAUAUUUCUUUUCUGAUGUUUUUUUUUGCAUUCUGUUGUAAAAUUUGUAUUUAAAAAAAAAAACGUGCCUAUGUAUCAUAAAUGAUUUAAUAAUAAAUAAAUGUCAUCAUUCCACUGUU
Messenger RNA from Pungitius pungitius (ninespine stickleback), 1836 nucleotides. RefSeq names its product galectin 8b (gene lgals8b). Bases 1 to 1044 code for a protein of 347 amino acids. Lineage: Eukaryota; Metazoa; Chordata; Actinopteri; Perciformes; Gasterosteidae. The record is from RefSeq and is a predicted model, not a curated record. Gene Ontology annotation, cellular component: cytoplasm. The transcript has 8 exons. Gene Ontology annotation, molecular function: carbohydrate binding.